Messenger RNA from Mollisia scopiformis, 1262 nucleotides. RefSeq names its product S-adenosyl-L-methionine-dependent methyltransferase. Gene Ontology annotation, biological process: peptidyl-arginine methylation. Gene Ontology annotation, cellular component: cytoplasm; nucleus. The transcript has 2 exons. Lineage: Eukaryota; Fungi; Ascomycota; Leotiomycetes; Helotiales; Mollisiaceae. Gene Ontology annotation, molecular function: protein arginine N5-methyltransferase activity. The coding region runs from base 293 to 1114 and encodes 273 amino acids. The record is from RefSeq and is a predicted model, not a curated record.
AAGCUCUCUCAAACCUCCCACCCAAACCACAAAAAUGGACGACCCAGCCUUCACAACCCCAACCCUCUCCCUCACAACGCAAACCAUCCUCCUCCACGCCUCAACCCACAACCUCCCGCUCCUCCUCCCCCUCCUCCGCACCGCCGGCGCUGCUUCCGUCCGCGACCCCGAAACCGGCACGACGCCCCUCCACGCCGCGAUCGCCUCCUGCUUCGAGCCCGACGCCGAUAUCGCGGCCGCGGAAGAGGUUGUUAGGGAAUUGUUCCUGGCGGGCGCGAUUUGGAAUGAUUAGAUGGAGGUUGGAGAGAAUGGGGAGAAUGGGACGAAUGGAGAGAUGCAGGAGCAUGAAGUGGCGGUUGGACCAGCGGAAGAGAUUGAGUUGGGGAGAGAAGAGAAGAGGGAUGUUAAUUCUGAAGACUACCUGAACAGCAAGCUGAAAUUCGAGGACGAUAAAUUGCUGGAUGGGGACGCGAAUGGGGUUAUGAUGGCGUGGGAGACGGGUAUCAUGCGGAAGACUGUUGAUCUCUUGAUCCCGGAUCUGAAGCCUGGUGCUAGGGUCCUGAAUAUUGGGUUUGGGAUGGGGAUCGUGGAUAGGAUGUUCAGGGAUACGAAGCCGAAGAGCCAUCAUAUCGUCGAGGCGCAUCCGGCUGUGUUGGAGAAAUUAUCUGAGGAGGGGUCGGACUUUGGGAAAGCGUGGGAAGAGAGUGCGCCGGAGGGUGGGAAGUAUACGGUUCAUGCGGGCAAGUGGCAGGAUGUUUGUCCGAAGUUGUUGGAGGAAGGAGAGGUGUUUGAUGCGAUAUACUUUGAUACCUUUGGAGAGGAUUAUUCGCAGUUGAAACACUUCUUCACGGAGCUUGUGCCCGGGCUACUUGAUGGCGACGGAAGGUUUGGAUUCUUCAAUGGACUGGGUGCAGAUAGGAGAGUCUGUUAUGAUGUCUAUUGUAGGGUUGCUGAGUUGGAUCUAUGUGAUGCGGGCAUGGAUGUCGACUGGACUGAUGUUGAGGUUCCGGUUGAAGGUAUGGAGAAGGAGGGUGAGGGUGAGUGGAAGGGCGUGAGGAGAAGAUACUGGACACUGGACAAGUAUCGACUACCUAUAUGCACAUUCUUGGGAUAAAAAAGCUGGGGCUAGCGGAAGUCGUAUGGUGAAUAUGAACGAGACGAAGAACGAAACAUUAUGAUACCCUGCAUUAGACGGCGUUCACAGAAAAAGGAUAGCAGGAGCUGUUGUAAAGCCAUGCUUGCAAGACUAAGCUAAAUACACU